Messenger RNA from Polypterus senegalus (gray bichir), 1394 nucleotides. It is a transcript of the gene skic8, whose product is annotated as WD repeat domain 61. Gene Ontology annotation, molecular function: protein binding. The coding region runs from base 210 to 1127 and encodes 305 amino acids. Gene Ontology annotation, cellular component: Cdc73/Paf1 complex. The transcript has 11 exons. NCBI's taxonomy places the organism in Eukaryota, Metazoa, Chordata, Cladistia, Polypteriformes, Polypteridae. The record is from RefSeq and is a predicted model, not a curated record.
UUCCGUUAUUCUUUCAAUACGCAUGUGCGCUUGGAUCGAGUAGGAUAGCGAUCAAGCGAAGCUCAAAGUGGAGGACCGUCUAUCCUACAAUCCUUUGCAACCGGCUACCAUGGCUGCCUCCUCUCAAUGAGCGCUGUGAAAUUGCAAACAAGCCAAUGUAUCAUUACUUUAAGAAUACAUUUGUUUAAUCAUCAGAUAUCAGAUUAAUCAUGAGCACUCAAUAUAGCAUACUUUUCAAGCAAGAACAUGCACAUGAUGAUGCUAUUUGGACUGCAGCAUGGGGGAAGAAUGAAAGAGAUGGUUCAGAAACAGUCAUAACAGGGUCACUGGAUGAUCUGGUUAAAGUAUGGAAGUGGACAGACGAGAAGCUUGAAUUACACUGGACACUAGAAGGUCAUCAGCUUGGUGUGGUUUCUGUAGAUAUAAGUCAUAAUGGUAGCAUUGCAGCAUCUAGUUCUUUAGAUGCUCAUAUUCGCCUCUGGGAUUUGGAUUCUGGUAAACAGAUAAAAUCAAUGGAUGCAGGUCCAGUGGAUGCCUGGACUGUGGCCUUUUCACCGGAUUCCAAGUAUGUGGCAACAGGAAGUCAUUUAGGAAAAGUCAAUAUCUUUGGUGUAGAAAGUGGGAAGAAAGAGUUUUCUUUGGACACAAGAGGAAAAUUUAUCCUGAGUAUAGCCUAUAGUCCAGAUGGGAAAUAUUUGGCUAGUGGCGCAAUAGAUGGCAUUAUCAACAUUUUUGAUAUUGCUACGGGAAAACUUCUUCACACUUUGGAGGGUCAUGCCAUGCCAAUCAGAUCUUUGACAUUUUCACCAGAUUCCCAACUUUUAGUCACUGCAUCCGAUGACGGAUAUAUUAAGAUUUAUGAUGUGCAGCAUGCUAACCUUGCUGGUACCUUGAGUGGUCAUGGAUCUUGGGUUCUAAAUGUUUCUUUUUGUCCAGAUGAUGCGCACUUUGUUUCGAGCUCAUCUGAUAAGAGUGUCAAAGUUUGGGAUGUUAGUUCAAGAACUUGUGUGCACACAUUCUUUGACCAUCAGGAUCAGGUUUGGAGUGUUAAGUACAGUGGCAAUGGUUCAAAGAUCGUGUCUGCAGGAGAUGAUCGAGCAAUCCAUAUUUAUGACUGUCCUCUGUAGCUGUGGCCAGGAAACUCUCGGAUUUUAAGCAGUUUUGAAAUUGCCAUUGACACAAAAUCCAAAGUCAGUAAUCAUGUUUCUAUGUGGGACCCUGUUAUACUAAACAGUUUGUAUGACUCUAAUCCAUCAUUUUUUUUUUUUUUUAAGAAACAUUUUUGUAAAUAUAUAUUAAAACCAGUUGCUUUAGAUACAUAUUUUUGGGUUCAUUUCAAAUUAAAAACAAACAUUGAAAAAACUACUUCAAAAAUAAAUUCAUUUUUAAGUUUC